Molecule: messenger RNA, 305 nt
Organism: Daldinia vernicosa
Lineage: Eukaryota; Fungi; Ascomycota; Sordariomycetes; Xylariales; Hypoxylaceae
Exons: 3
Source: RefSeq, a predicted model, not a curated record
CCAUGGUUAUGACGGGGCUUCUGGUCUCCUGGAUUUUCUGCCAUAAUGAAAUUGUGGCCUCUACGAACUUAGCUUAUGGGAUUUUCUCUAUGCUGAAUGGACGUAGAGAGAUGGAACUAUUUGUAGAUCAAGUCAAGUCAUCCGGCAAAGUGGAUGGGACAAAUAUCCACCGGCAUAAAAAAUCAAUAGAAAGAGUUCAACAAGAGACAUUUCUCUAGGGUGCUCCGUGCAGUGAAUAUACGUUGUAGAAUCGAUCUCCUAGGAUAUGUUUAUUGUUCUUGGACUUUAUAGACUGAGACUUUAUC